GGCAUUGGGAAGGCCGCGGGGCGGGGCCCGCGCUGAGUUGCCGCAGCGCCAGCGCCGCUUGUAAACAGAUCCUGCCCCACGUGACGCGCGUGAAGUACCUGUGCGGGGGCACCGGGCAUUGUCUGCUGCGGCGGUAGGUUGCUGUCCUCGGCAGCGUCGGGCUCCGAGCAGAAAGGAGGUGAUUCCUCUCGGUCCUCCCACCCCACGCCCUACUUCCCUUGCCACUCUGGUGGGGAUCCAGCACAUCCUCCCGCCUCGGCGCACUCCAGUCCCCGCCGCCGAUAAGAUGGCUGAUGGUGGGCGGUGAGGCGGCGCGCGGGGCUGUGAGGAGCCGUUGCCGGCCAGCGCACGGCGGGGCUGGCUGACGGGACAGGAGCGGGGAGGGUCGGGGGUGCGUGUGGGAAGCCGCGCAGCGCCAUGUCCGCCUUCACUCUGGAGGAAACGCUGGAGGCCGACUGGGUGGCCGUCAGGCCUCACGCCUUCCAGGAGCGGGAGAAGCACAAGUUCGCCUUUAUCGUCGCCUGGAACGAGAUCGAGGGCAAGUUCGCCAUCACCUGCCACAACCGCACGGCGCAGCGCCAGCGCAGCGGCUCACGCGAACUCCGCCGCGGUGGCCCCGCCGGCCCUGAGGCCAGAGCCACCCUUAAGGCUGGCAGCCCUGCGGUGCGCAGGGACGCCGGUGUAUCGCGGGGCUCUUCGCAUUCCCGCUCAGAAGCAGGGCUGCGGAGCUCCGAGCGAGGCGCGGCGGCCGAGGCGCUGUCGAAGAGUCCACUGCGCACCAAGAGCAGCCCGGCCCGGAGGCCGCAGCGGGGCCUGGAGGCGACAGGUGCCGCUGAAGAGAUCGAAGUGCUGGAGCUAGGGAAGGAGGAGGCGGUCGCCGGGGCGCUGUCGUUGCGGCCUUUGCCUCUGCAGGCAGCUGAACCGGCUGCUCCUGACGCGGAGCCCGGAGGGGAGGAGUGCAGCUGGGCCGGUCUCUUUUCCUUCCAAGAUUUGAGGGCUGUGCACCAACAGCUGUGCUCGGUGAACUCAGAGCUGGAGCCCUACCUGCCUGCCUUCCCCGAGGAGCCCUCGGGCAUGUGGACGGUGCUGUUCGGAGCUCCAGAGCUAUCCGAGCAAGAAAUGGACGCUCUCUGCUACAAACUACAAGUUUACUUGGUCCACAGUUUGGAUACUUGCGGCUGGAAGAUCCUUUCGCAGGUGCUCUUCACAGAGACUGACGACCCUGAAGAGUAUUAUGAGAGCUUGAGUGAGCUGCGACAGAAGGGAUACGAGGAGGUGCUGCAGCGGGCCCGCCGGCGAAUCCAAGAGCUUUUGGAGAAACAUAAAAACACAGAGAGCAUGGUAGAGCUGCUUGAACUGUAUCAGAUGGAAGAUGAAGCCUACAGCAGCCUUGCAGAAGCUACCACAGAGCUCUACCAGUACUUACUACAGCCAUUCCGAGAUAUGAGGGAACUUGCGAUGCUUAGAAGACAGCAGAUAAAGAUCUCAAUAGAGAAUGACUACCUAGGACCCAGAAGAAUCGAGAGUCUACAAAAAGAAGAUGCUGAUUGGCAGAGAAAAGCCCACAUGGCUGUGCUCUCUAUUCAAGAUCUUACAGUUAAAUACUUUGAAAUAACAGCUAAAACACAGAAAGCUGUAUAUGAUCGAAUGCGAGCAGACCAGAAGAAAUUUGGUAAGGCGGCAUGGGCAGCAGCAGUGGAACGUAUGGAAAAGCUUCAGUAUGCAGUUUCUAAGGAGACUUUGCAGUUAAUGCGUGCAAAAGAAAUCUGUUUGGAGCAGAAGAAACAUGCACUGAAAGAGGAGAUGCAGAGCCUGAAAGGUGGUACAGAAGCCAUAGCCCACUUGGACCAGUUAGAAGCUGAUUAUUAUGAUCUACAGCUUCAAUUAUAUGAAGUGCAGUUUGAGAUCCUGAAAUAUGAAGAACUGCUACUGACAGCACAACUUGAAAGCAUCAGGAGACUGAUGUCAGAAAAGAGAGAUGAAGUGGUGUAUUAUGACACUUACGAAAGUAUGGAAGCCAUGCUGGAGAAAGAGGAUAUGGCAACACCUAUACAGUUACAGAAAGAGGAGCUGCAGAAGUUACAGCAAAAAAUUCGCCAGCUGGAAGCAAGACGUGGACGUAUUUCAGCCAAGAAAGCCUACCUCAGAAAUAAGAAGGAGAUCUGUAUUGCAAAGCAUAAUGAAAGGAUCCAGCAGCAUCACCAGAGUGAGGAGGAAUACAAAAUGCACCAUACUGUGCAGCUAAAGCGAGAUCAAUUGCAAGAUGAAGAGGAAAGAAAAAGCUCCUGGGUUAGCCAGGAGCGACAAAAAACGCUGGACAGACUCCGAACAUUUAAACAGCGGUACCCUGGACAAGUAAUACUUAAAUCAACCAGGCUACGACUAGCUCAUGCAAGAAAAAGAAGUGCAGCCAGCUCAGUGUCCGAUCAGCCUCAAUCUUUGCCAGCAACCGUACAAAUCCAAGAGAAAAGUGAAGAGGUGGAAUUGGAAAGUGCAGUUCAGCCUUUGCAAGUGCAAGAAUGCACAAGCUUAGAACAACUUCAAGAUAUCUCGUUACCUCCCAAUGGUGUUACCUCUGAACUGCCUCAUGUUAGUUCUCUACUCGCCAGUCAUGAGCUUCAACCAGAAACUGUGUCUGUAGUACCACUUCCACCCCCUUUGCCUCCACCGCCUCCACCUCCACCUCUGCCCUCCAAGGAAGAUGCCGCCAAGUCCUUAGAGAAAAGCGACAGCUUUGUUAAACGUCAAAGUGAGGAGAAGGGAGUCCAGCACUCUUCUGGUAUCCCUCCAGCACAUCUCUUUGACAGCAGUCAGCUAGUCAGUGCCAAGAAGAAGCUUAAGAAGACAGGUGACCUAGAAGGUUUACAGAGGAGGAGAGUGAGUUCCCCAAUGGAUGAAGUGCUGGCAUCCUUGAAACGUGGCAGCUUUCACUUAAGAAAAGUUGAGCAGCGAAGUCUCCCUCCUUUCCCUGACGAAGAUGAUAGCAAUAACAUCUUGGCACAGAUCAGGAAAGGAGUGAAACUGAAGAAAGUGCAGAAAGAUGUUUUGAGAGAAUCCUUUACAAUUCUGCCGGAUACUGACCCUCUGACAAGGAGCAUCCAUGAAGCAUUGCGACGAAUUAAGGAAGCAUCACCUGAAUCAGAGGAUGAAGAAGAGAGUUUGCCUUGCACAGAGUGGGAAAAUUAACCUGUGAUUCACAACCACUGAUAUGAGAAAAGAAACCUCAGUUGAAGAUCACUUUUCCUCUUCAUUUCUGAAAAUUCAGAGCCAGCAGUUAUGACCAUCAAUUCCACAGGAGGCUUUCUUUGGCAAAGAAGUAGUAUUUUCUUUGGCAAAUAAUUCAGUAUAUGGGGAAAUGGCCUGAGAUGUUAAUUUUCAGGUCACUUUUUUCUUUAAUUUGUUAAAAAAAAAUCUGAUUUGGCAAAAGGUUGAGUUGUUCAGAUGUGCAUUUUAUAUAAUCAAGAAUGCCCAAUUCUUAAGCACAUUUUAUACCUGCUUUAAUGUGUGUGGCCUCUUAGGUGAGGGGAGCAUUUUGAGAGAACACUUGCUGUUACAGGAACUUUGAGAUUCACCUGAGACAUCAAACCAAGCUAUAAGAAAUCCUCUUCAUUGCAUCAAGUAUAUCUACUUCAAAAUCCAAGUAAAUGGCUCCCUGCAAAAAAGCCUGCUGGGUAGCAGUGUGAUAGUCCAGAAAAAGCAGAAUUCCUAGUUGCACUACAGUAGCUGAAAUUCAGUAACGUGCAAUUAAGGCUUCUUCUUUGGUUUGAAGAAGUGUGUCAGAAUGAAAAGUAACAAGUGACUGCAGCACAAUGAGAAAGGGGAGAUUGAGUUGAGUACAUAUUCCAGAAUGUGUUUCCAACAAGAUACAUUUAUAUACUGCAGCACCUUUUUAGAAGGUCAUUUGUAGUCUGAUUAUUUUUUUUAAAGUAGACAAUUCCGUGCUUUUAAAAAAAAUAUGCUGAACCAAGGUAGUUAUACUUUCAUCAUUUGUUAUAAGAAGCAAUAUUUUAUAAUUUCAUACUUAAAACUAUUUUUCUCUUUUGGUUCAAAGUAGCUUUUGAUUAAGCAGCCUUCUUUUAAAAAGAUCCACGUACUUAAACAGACUUAACAAUUCAGUAGUGAAAACCAUACUUCUCUUGCUAGCUCUCUCUGUUCCUAGUGGCUACAAAAAGUAUUUGUACUUAUGUCUCAAAGCCUCCUGACUGAAAAAAAAUAGUUCCCUUUUGAUUCUGACUUUUUUUUUUAAAGGAGACUUAAUAACUUCCUUCAUGAUGUAUGCUUAGAAGCAAACCCUAAACUUCAUGGCUAAUGGCUGCAGGCAGCUACUCUUGCAAUACCACAGUGCUGAGAGGUACAAGUGGCCUCGUACCACAUAGAAAAUCCAUGUGACGAUAAAGUCAGCCUGUUAAAAUUCGUACAAAUCCUGAUUUUUCACUAGAGUCUUAUUUUUACUAGCAUGACAUACAUGACUGUGUUUCUCGAACACGGUCCCUGUCCUUUUGUGUAGUGUGUUUCUCUUGUGACAGAUGAGCUACUUCGUGGAUUUGUUUUUUUUAAUGUUGUGUUGGUGUGGUUUUUUUUAAGUGGAGUUAGGCAUUGCUGCUGUCAUAUAAUGGAACACGUACUGUAUUACUUUUAUAAUAAGAUAAUUCACUUUUUGCCAUUUACUGACAUAAAGAGGAACAGGGGAACUUAACCUUAGCAAUAGAGUCGUAGAUUGAUAGAAUGGUUUGGAUUGGAAAAGACCUUAAAGAUACCUAGUUCCCAUCUGCUGGCAUUGGCAGGGACACCUUCCACUAGACUAGGUUGCUCAAGGCUUCAUCCAGCCUGGCCUUGAACACCUCCAGGGAGGGGGUGGGGGGGCGCACCCCUUUAGUUACUUGGGCUAUGUAACCUAAAGAAACCUCAGCUCUUGCACCCUUCAGUUGUUCUGCUGUGGCUGUCCUGAAAUUAAAGCUCUGUCAGACAUCUCAAAAAGAUGUCACUUUCUGUCAACAGGCAUUUUCUUAGCCUUGUUGCCUUACUUAAAAAAUUAGUGAACAUUCAUUUUUAAGCACCUUUGAAUAGCAUUACUGCAGAGCUGUAUCACUUUUCCUGUGCUAGCUGUCAGGUCUGUCCUUUCCUGUCCCAAGAUCACCUCUGUGAAACACCUGAUUUGACUCUGCAAAGAUCUGUAACUACACAGUGACUUUUUUUCUCUUAGACUGUUUCACUGAAUCCUUAGUUACAUGGUGUGGUUGCAAGCUGUCUACAUCUGUGUUCAUGCAAUUACAGCAGUUUCAAAGUUCAUCAUCUGGCAUUGGCUGUACCAUAAAAACUGUGGUAUAUUUUUACUCAACGUUUGUCUGUACUUCCAGUCACACCACAUGUUAAAAACUGAGGUAAUGGAAUACAUUUUUGGAGUGUGAUACAGUUAAUCAGAAACUUAAUGCUAAAUUAAUAGUGGUGAUGGAGCAACUUGUAUGUAAUUUUUUUUCCUGUUUUCCAGCCUGCAGUUUUAUUCCUUAGAUUAUGCAUAUGGGACACUAGCAAAAUUCCAAGCUGAGAAGAAAAAGUGUAAUUUUAAAGUGCAGUGGUCCCCUUGCAGACAUUUCUGUCCACAGUUUCUCUGUGUUGCAAUUUAUCUAGAUAGCUCCAUGCUGUACCGUACUACAGCUUUCAGAUUUGUUUGCCGUGUAAUCUGUCAUAUUUGCCUUGAAAAAUGUGUGCAUGGUUGAGGAAAAAUUACUGUCCUUCAUCUGUUUUAUAUUUAGCUGAAAUCUUAGAUUCCUGCAGUAGCAUAGCUUAUAGAAAUGGACCUCUCAUACAAACAAGUAUUUUGUGCACACACAAAAGUAAUUACGCUGAGCAUAGCAGUUUGUGUCAGUUUACAAUCUUCAAUGGCCAUCUUCAGUAUGGAUAGUAAAUUCUUUCCCCAUAUCUUGCUAAAAAAUAUAAUUCUGCUUUUUAAAUUCUUCACGUGUCACUAGAUGCCACAGUUUCAUAUAACUCACUAUUUUGAUGUAAAAAUUGUGCAUAUGUAGUGUGCAGGCUUACACAUGAAAUUUCCCUUCCUCUCUCUGUAAUGUUGCAGUGGGGAUAUAGCCACAGCAGCAAAUGGGGAGAGCUGGGGUAUACUUACAGGGGAUCUACAGAAAUCAUGACAGUCCUGCAUUGAGUGUGGCUACUCCAUAGCUGAGGAAAGUGAUAGUAAUCAUCUUGGUCCUUUGAGACAUCUUCAAAAGGCAUCGUGGCAGAAAAACUGCAUAAACACCUGCCAUGGAAGAGAGCCUUCACAAAGGACCUUUUUAACUAUUGCUGGUGUUUCUCAGUUGUGGCAGGACUUCAUUGUUGUGGCUGUGUUGUUACGUUGCUAGUAGUUUAUCUUGAGCAGUCUGUCAGCUUUCAGGCUUUUUCCAUUUUAGGAACUUUGUUCAAAUUAAAACUGUUCUAAUGUAGUGUAACUAUCUAGUGAGGUAAACAGUUGGAAUGCAUAAUGUUUAUUGUACAAAUGCUUAUGUGGGGACUGAAAAGUCUUUUAUGAGUGGGAACAAUAAGUUAAAUACUCAAUUUCUUCUACAAUAAGCAAAAUGUAAGGUAAAUGGCAGUAGUCUUGUGAUUAGAAAUGGAACUUGCAUCAACAUUAAUUCCCUGCUCGUUCACAGAGGUUCCAGAUCCUUUACCAAUGACCAAUAGUCUUAUUUUGUUACAUGUAUUUUUUGUUUUUCAUAUGCUAGUUAAGUUACUUGUCUAGGGUAGGUGAAAGCCUUUUUAUUUUUUGUAAAUGUAACUUUUUAAGUUUGUUUUUUU
Messenger RNA from Pogoniulus pusillus (Red-fronted tinkerbird), 6789 nucleotides. RefSeq names its product junction mediating and regulatory protein, p53 cofactor (gene JMY). Lineage: Eukaryota; Metazoa; Chordata; Aves; Piciformes; Lybiidae. Gene Ontology annotation, cellular component: cytoplasm; nucleus. The transcript has 11 exons. The coding region runs from base 418 to 3186 and encodes 922 amino acids. Gene Ontology annotation, molecular function: actin binding; Arp2/3 complex binding; transcription coactivator activity. Gene Ontology annotation, biological process: intrinsic apoptotic signaling pathway by p53 class mediator; 'de novo' actin filament nucleation; positive regulation of apoptotic process. The record is from RefSeq and is a predicted model, not a curated record.